AUGUCUACUCAUCACCUCCACCCUUCCAGCUCCAGAGUGAGCAGCCGCGACGGCAACAGCUCGCGGUCAAGUGGUGCAUCGACACCCGCCAACGGGUCGAGCCCUCGACUGACACCUCCCGUCGCGCCGCCGGCCACGGAGCGCAUCGCCAACACGGGCGCCUACAGGAACGGCAGUCAGCCCCCCAACUGGCCUCGCCUGGUCGCUUCAGACGCGCUCGCCCGGGAGCUUGAGGACAUGUCGCGUCGCUGA
This is a messenger RNA of Pyricularia pennisetigena, 252 nucleotides long. RefSeq lists its product as uncharacterized. The record is from RefSeq and is a predicted model, not a curated record. Lineage: Eukaryota; Fungi; Ascomycota; Sordariomycetes; Magnaporthales; Pyriculariaceae. The transcript has 2 exons. Bases 1 to 252 code for a protein of 83 amino acids.